CGGUCCACCGGUGGACGGAUUACUAGACAAGGACGCAAGAGGAAUUCGUCCGCCGGUGGACGGAUUGCCUUCCAAUGUUGGCGAAAAGGUUCAGUCCACCGGUGGACGGAUUACGGCACAAGGUUUUGCAAGAGGAAUCCGUCCACCGGUGGACGUAUUGCCUUCCAAUGUUGGCGAAAAAGACGGAUUACUGGACAAGGACGCAAGAGGAAUCCGUCCGCCGGAUUAGCAAGAGGAAUAUUUCCACCGGUGGACAGACCUCACUUUCCGAAGAUCUUUUCGAUUCCAGCCUUGGGCCGGACUGGCCGGAACGAUAACAUCGCCGCAUCACAGGUGUGCGACGGGGUUCGCUGAACCUCCCGUCCUUUCGUAUUAUUUUUAUCACCAUCUGCGAUGGAUUCCUCGUUCCUACCAAAAACGCGUUCCGGACUCCCUACCAAGUACGCGUUCUGGACUCGACCACCCUCAAACUGGUCAACUCGGACAUUCCCGGAAUCCUGGAAAAAAACAUCCGGACGCUAUCUGGCAGCCGCGUUGUAGUUGUACACGAUUAAUCUGGAAGAUCCAAGCUAUGAUCUGAAGCUGGUGGGAUGUCAGACGAGUGCGCAUCGGUUCCACAAAGUCGUGUGGAGUCUGCUGGAUUUUGGUACGGCCACGACCACGAACCCGAACGGAGUCAUUGUCGGUGGUUGCGAAGGUGGCGUCAUCCUGGUUUACAGCGCUUCGAAGCUGUUGGCCGGGGAGAACGCGCUGAUGGUCCAGCAGGUCAAACACAACGGAGCGGUGCGCAGUAUGGACUUCAAUCCGUACCAGAAUUAACUGUUGGCCUCGGGAGCGUCGAGGUCGGAAAUCUACAACUGGAAUCUGAACAACACGGCGGCGUCGAUGACCCCAGCAACGAAGGCGCAACCAGUUGAGGAUGUUCAGGGUCUCGCGUGAACUCACAGAAAUGACUCAGCCAUGGCGGAUUGGGAGCGGAGCCGGUCAAAAUUCGUACUACGAGGCGGCCACCGUACAGCAGCGACAACACCACAGCGAAGAAAUGUACCAAAAACCUGGCAGCAGUACGGCGCGCAAGAAAUCCUACCAAACCUCGCUGAUCCGGUGUCUGGACUUUCUGGAUCGUGAUCGGGUACGCCGACGGGCGGCUCGAGUUCUGGGACGGCACCACCGGCAACUUGAAGGGCAUUCACGAGAGUGCACUCGCAAGAACGGUGUCACCAACAUCAAGCUGGCUGGGGACAAGGUGGUGGCGGCCCGGCUCAGCAGCCGCAUCGACUUCCUGCGGCUCGAAAUAUACACCAAGAGUCGGCAGAUCGACUGGGGAUUUUCGUUCGCGUACCGGCGCACGCACAUUCGCACCGGUUCGGCGGGUAGCUUAAGCAUAUUCCAGCAGCCGAACGGUCCGGCCAGAGUUCAUCACGCCUCGGAGGAGGAGCUGCGCGGCAUCCAGGUGUUUCACCAGCAGGGGCACUAGAACCGGAACCGUCAUGACCGGCAGCAUGGACCACACGGUGUAGUUGUCGUGAAGAAGAGUCACCAGCUGCAGUUUACGCUGCACAGUCACCUCGUGUCGUGGCCCGUUCGAGCCGCUGAAUCCCAGCUGGAUGUGACCUCGGUCGAGGACUACCGCAAGAUGCGCGAGUACGAGCAGGAAAAGUUCCUGAGCAUGGUCAAGCAGGUCAAGAACGCCGGAGCAACGCUCGCAAUCUGACAAAGGGGAUUCGACGACGAGGCGAACCAAUUACUGCUGCAGCAAGAACUGCCUGCCGUUCGCUGUCCCAUUCUGUGGUCCCGAAAUCGUACUGAUCCCCAUCGCCACCAGCGGCAGAAUCGUGCCUCGCUUGGGCUAAACUACACACAGGAAGUGGAACUGGUAACCGGAACUCGCCUGUUGUCGUCAUCGUGCUUCCGGCCUUUGUCACCGAACCUAAAAAUCGGCGGAGUCACGCGAUCCUGCCCGGUGCAUUAACUCCAAAAUCCAUACUUUUUAUAAUUGUUUGAGUUUUUAGAGUAAAAAUAAUAAAAUAAAAAUAGCGCCGUGUUGUUAAUUUAUUUUAAA
This is a messenger RNA of Culex pipiens pallens (northern house mosquito), 2062 nucleotides long. RefSeq lists its product as uncharacterized. Bases 920 to 1477 code for a protein of 185 amino acids. NCBI's taxonomy places the organism in Eukaryota, Metazoa, Arthropoda, Insecta, Diptera, Culicidae. The record is from RefSeq and is a predicted model, not a curated record. The transcript has 4 exons.